GGAAUAAAGAGCAGAGAAGAGGAGUCGUCCCCUCACUUUCACCAUCUUCCUCUGGACUGGGAUCUAUCCGCCAUGGCGACGAAUAGCUGCGAUGCUCCGGCCACGGUUUGCUCCGGGCCGGACUGCCUGGUUCCUCCCAGCAACUUCAACGCCAUCCUGAGCGUGGUGCUGAGCACGGUGCUCACGGUGAUGCUGGCGCUGGUCAUGUUCUCCAUGGGCUGCACCGUGGACGCCUCCAAGCUGUGGGGCCACGUCAAGCGGCCCUGGGGCAUCUUCAUCGGCUUCCUCUGCCAGUUCGGCAUCAUGCCAUUCACGGCUUUUGCGCUGUCUUUGGCUUUCGGGGUGCUUCCGGUGCAGGCCAUCGUCAUCAUCGUCAUGGGCUGCUGUCCGGGGGGAUCCAGCUCCAACAUCAUCUGCUACUGGCUGGAUGGAGACAUGGACCUGAGUUGGCUCUUCCUCCACAGUAUCAGCAUGACGACCUGCUCCUCCAUCUUGGCUUUGGGCAUGAUGCCGCUCUGCCUGUUCAUUUACACCAGCGUCUGGACUUCCAGCGACACCAUAAAGAUCCCGUUCGACAGCAUCGGAAUCACACUCGCAGCCCUUCUUAUACCCAUUUCGGUCGGGAUUUAUGUGAAAAGCAGGUGGCCUCGAUUUGCCAAGAAGAUCCUGAAGGUGGGUUCCAUCGCCGGUUUUGCUCUCAUCAUCAUCAUUGCCGUGGUUGGAGGCAUCCUCUACCAAUCCUCCUGGGUCAUUUCUCCCGCCUUGUGGAUAAUCGGAACCAUCUACCCCUUCAUUGGGUUUUUACUUGGUUUCCUUUUGGCCCGGUUCGUGGGUCAGCCCUGGUACAGAUGUCGAACAAUUGCGCUUGAAACUGGUUUCCAGAACUCCCAGUUGUGCAGCACCAUCGUCCAGUUGUCUUUCAGCCCUGCAGAGCUGGAGGUCAUGUUUGCCUUCCCUCUCAUCUACAGCAUCUUCCAGCUGGCGGCGGCCAUCUUUGCUGUGGGCGGUUACCAAGGGUACAAGAGGUUUUGUGGAAAAGGUGGUGGCGCAGACGAUGAGGCCAGAAGAGUAGAAGACCAGUCUAAAAACACGAGCUACGAUCUGGAUAACAAAGCCUUCGAGUCCAACGAAAUGAAUGGCACCUACUCCAUAAAACAGUGAAACUCCAACAUACUGCAGAAAUCUUUAGGCCUCCUGAAGACGCUACUAUCACUGAACUGUGAACACACACCGCCCCCUAGAGGUUGAAAUGCGUGAUGCAAAAGAAAAAUGCAACAGUUGGACGGUGCGUGGCGCCCCUGACUGACCCAUUCUUUGUUUGAGCUUAAUAUCCUGCUUUCAUUUAAUUUAUUUAUGUAGAUAUUUAAAAACAGCUCCAGCUACACUGCAAAACCUAAAUUUUACCAAGUA
Messenger RNA from Gambusia affinis (western mosquitofish), 1410 nucleotides. It is a transcript of the gene slc10a2, whose product is annotated as solute carrier family 10 member 2. Gene Ontology annotation, molecular function: bile acid:sodium symporter activity. The record is from RefSeq and is a predicted model, not a curated record. Gene Ontology annotation, cellular component: apical plasma membrane. Gene Ontology annotation, biological process: bile acid and bile salt transport. Bases 73 to 1161 code for a protein of 362 amino acids. The transcript has 6 exons. NCBI's taxonomy places the organism in Eukaryota, Metazoa, Chordata, Actinopteri, Cyprinodontiformes, Poeciliidae.